UGUGUCUUGAACUCAAAAUUGCGAUUCUGUCGUCUCAGUCAAUGCAUUGCACGUCCAGUAUACAUCAGCAAUCGAUUCAAAGACACUCGCUGUCUGUCUGAGUCUCUUACAAAAUCGACACGAAGGAAAAGAAAAGUGAGCAAAGGCACGGUCGAGAGAGCCGCCAGCCGCAAGAUGGAUCGGACGGACGUCAGUUCGGUCAGUGUGAGGUAUGGCGUGGCCAUUGUGCAUUCACCAGUCGCCCAUCCGGUAAUUGUCCCGGUCGUCACUGCCUGCCUCCGCGGACACACACACACACGGACACACACACACACACAGAGGUGGUCGUUUCAAUGAGCACGGCCCACUGGCAGUUGUUUCGUGUGUCCAUACCUUCCGCCUCCCCUCCCUCCAUGUCUGUUGCCGGCGCCGCCCCGCCCUGGUUCAGGUUAUUGUUGUUGUCGCCGAUGCCCUCGCCAGGGUUGUUGGGGAGGCGGACGACCAGGUGUGCGACGGUGUUGUGGGUCGUCAUGCGGUACUCGCCCAGGGUGUGGCCGUCCUGCAGCUCUUGGCCGUGACACACGAUGCGCUGGCGGCUCAUCUCGAUGCCCUCACUCUCCUGCACGGCCAGCCUCAACUCGUCAACAAGGCCCACACCUAGGCCAAGCCGAUGAGACACGGAUCACAUCGAUGCGUCUUGUCAAACUUGUAUGUGUGUGUUUGUGUGUGUGUGGCUCUUGUGUGUAUGCGCACCGUCGGCAGUGACGGAGUAGGCGGUCUGCUCUCCGCUGAUGCGGCGCAAGUAGAUGGUGAUGAAACGCUUGUUGGCACGCUUGAUGUGGUGGGGUGUGCCGUCGCCGAUGAUGUGGCGGGGGGGUGAUGCGCUUGAGGAAGUCACGGUGCCACACCAUGCCGUAGCCACGGUUCCAGCCAUGGUCCCUGGAGACACACAGACAGAGGGGGUAUAAGUGUCUUCAUCCAUUCACACACACACGGGAGGAGUGUUUCUCUUUCUUAUUCACCAGUAAUAGUCGUACGCGAAUUGCUGCUUGAAUGCGUCGAGUGCCUCAUGACGGCGCGCCUGCCUCUCCCACUCGCUCAACUCCUCAUGCAAAGGGUCGCUGCACGCACACACCAGACAAAACACCACACACAUGGAUGGAUGGACGGAUGGAUGGCCAAAUGCACGUGUCGUUGCUCACUGGUUGAUGAUGUUGACGUCGAGCAUCUGGCACAUGGACAGGUACAUGCGAGGAAACAGCAGUGCCUCGCGCCACACGAUGUCGAGGUGAGCAGGCAGCAUCAGGCGGCCUCGACGGUCAUUCACCCGAACCUUCUGCACAGUGCACACAACACCACAACACACACAGACCAACACAAACGGAUGCAUUGAAUCUGCCGCUGAUUCCCUCCUCUUUCUGUACGAGCAGCAUGAAGAGUAGCCAGUCGCGAACGGCCUCUCGAACGUCACACACUCGAUAGCCCUGCACCUUCAGCCGAUAGAUCACAUCUGCACCACAUAUCCAUACAUUCAGCACAAAGAAGGACGGCAUUUCACAACCAGUUGCCCCUUUUUCAGUCGUGUUCGGCUCACCCGCCCACUGCAGUGUGCACAUUUGCUCGUAGUACGAUGCGAGGUGGGAGGGGAGGUCGUGGUCGAGCGGCGCCGGACGCUCAAUGACGUCCAUCUGAGAGGUGGUGGUGCACGUGGAGAGGUCCAAGGUACGGUCAAUGGAUUGGAAAUACAAUCACAACAGAACCUUCUUGCCUUUUGGAGAAAGAAGGAGGGUACAAAAUCAGCGGAUGAACGAGAUGAUGUGCGGAGAUGAAUAUCUGGCAUACUCGACCGGCUCGCGUGGUUGUAAACAGGCGAGGCGAGAUUUUCGAGACAACCCCUGCAAACCCUUUAUUUUUUGUGCAUCCGGGAGGUUUCUCCACUCCGGCUUCUUUGCUGUUUACUUACCCUGGUGAAGCGGUGCAUUUUCUGCGAAGGGUCGCCGUCCGAAGGAGCACGGGAG
Vitrella brassicaformis is the source of this 1997-nucleotide messenger RNA. Lineage: Eukaryota; Vitrellaceae. The record is from the annotation of a GenBank genome assembly.